AUGUAUAAAAAUGAACUAGACUAUACUGCAAACUUAAAACUAAUAGAUGAUAUUACUUCAAAAGAGUUCAAGUAAUAUGAAGUAGGUCAUCGAAAAACCUAUUCUUAGCCAGAUUAAGUUUAAUUGAAACGAUAACCUGAUAGGUUGGGUAAUUAUUUUAUAAUAAAGAUUAGAAAUUUCAAUAAAUCAAAGUAUAACCUUACAAAUGUACCCAAGCAUCUUCAAAUAUAUAAAAAUUAAAGUGAAAGAACUAAUAAAACCAUUAAAUUUUGUCUAUGAAUCCGAUAAUAAUUAAUGUUUAAUCAAGAUAUUUGUAUCAUCAAUAACUGAUAGUCCAAAUAUAUUAAAUAAUAGUUUACAAGUGAUUGUAAAAAUAGUCAUCUAUAGAUUAGAAUAAAUCAAGAUUUUAAUUUACUGAACCUCCUUCUCAUUUUACAAAAUUCAAAUGUGAUUAUGUAUACUUAUCCAUUUACACUGAUAAAUAUACUGAUUUAAAGAUCAAAGCAACAGUUGGAGUACAUCAAUCAAACACAAAUAGAAGUAUAUAGAAAAGUUAACAAACACCUAUUCUAUAAAUUCCAAGAGAAUUAUUGACUACUCGAGAACCAGGCAGUUACACAUAUAGAAGUAAUUUCUCAUGUAUAAGAUUAAUCUAAAUUUUAGUAAUGCCUAAACCAAAAACUAGUUCAUCAUUUAUUAGGUCGAAUAAAGAAUCUCAAGUCAAAUUUAAAUUAAUAUUGGAUUUUAAGAUAAAAAGUACUAAACAAAAGAAUUCUUUAAUCGAAGAAAUGAUGAAGAAAAAGUCUAUGAUUUAGCAUAAUAAGAAAUUACAAAUUUUGGAAUCUUCUUAUACUCAUGAAAUUGAUAGAUUGUAAUCCAGAGUAUAAAGAUUAAGAAGUGAAAUUAAAUUACAUAUCAGCAAUAUAGAUAUGUUAUGGCUUGAAAUUCUAUUUAUUACAUUGUUAGCUAAAGCAAUCAAGCAUUAAUAUUAUGUAUGUUUAAAUUUAAAUAGAAACGAGUCAUGAGAAUAGUAAUUAGUAAUAAAGUUUAAGUUUGUUGUAGAAAA
Molecule: messenger RNA, 1066 nt
Organism: Paramecium primaurelia
Lineage: Eukaryota; Ciliophora; Oligohymenophorea; Peniculida; Parameciidae
Source: the annotation of a GenBank genome assembly